GCUAAUUUUUGUUCCUGUAUGACGUCAUAUGGAUUCCCAGCAUUCUCAACAUUCGCAAAAUCAUGGCGGAAGGUGGGCCAUCGAAGCUCGAUGAACAGAAGAAGGAGAUAGUAGAUCUGCUUAAAACUUCACUACAAAAAGGAGAUACAUGGUAUUUAGUGGACAGCAAAUGGUACAAACAAUGGAAGAAAUAUGUUGGAUAUGACAGUUGGGACAUGUACAAUGUGGGACAAGAAACUGCUUUUCCUGGUCCAGUGGAUAACUCUCCACUCUUAAAGGCGGAAGGUACAUUACAAGAGAACUUAAUUGAUGAUCUGGAUUAUGUAUUGCUACCAACCAAAGCAUGGGAGAAACUGGUGCUCUGGUAUAAUAUUAAGGAAGGCCAGGAACCUAUUGCUCGUAAGGUUGUUGAGCAUGGUAUGUUCGUAAAACACUGCAAGGUCGAAGUUUACCUGAUGGAGUUGAAGCUUUGCAAGAACAGCAAUCCAACAGACUGCGUUAGCAAGCAGUUUAGCAAAGCAGAUACAAUAGAAACUAUUGAGAAUGUUAUGAGAGAUGCAUUUAAUAUAUCAGACAAGACUGAGAUUCGAAUAUGGAAUAAAUACAUGAGCAAUACAUAUGAGCAGCUUGCAAAAAAGGACAACACAGUCCAAGAUGCCGGUCUAUAUCAAGGACAGGUUUUAGUUGUGGAACAGAAAAACGAUGAUGGGUCGUGGCCACGCCAAGCAACAUUAACAAACUCAUACACAUCGUCUUCAUCAAGUAGCACUAGUAGCAACAGAUCAAGUGGUAGCAGUAGUUCUAGGUACAUGCAGGUUGGCCGUUUUGCGCCUCAGUUUUCCGGAUACCAGCAGCAGGAUUCCCAAGAGCUUCUAGGAUUCCUACUGGAUGGUUUACACGAAGACUUAAAUAGAAUCAAGAAGAAACCUUAUAUUGAACUCAAGGAAGGGGAUGGUCGACCAGAUCAAGAAGUUUCAAAAGAGGCAUGGGAUAACCAUCUGCGCCGAAAUAAUUCCGUAAUUGUUGACAUUUUCCAUGGCUUGUUCAAAUCCACAUUAGAUUGUCCAACUUGUCAUAAACGUUCAGUAACAUUUGACCCCUUCUGCUUUUUGACACUGCCUCUUCCCAUUAUUGAUAAAGAACGUAUCUUGGAAGUAUUUGUAAUCCGGAUGGACCCAGCUUCAAAACCAAUCCAGAUGAAAGUAACAGUUCCAAAAAUGGGCCAGGUGUCAGAUCUAUGUAAGGCAGUUGGUGCAAUAGCCAAUAUUAGUGAAGAUAUGAUGGUAGUAACUGAUGUGUACAAUCAUAGGUUCCACAAAGUCUUUGCAAUGGAUAAUCGAUUGGAGAUUAUACUUGAUAGAGAUGACAUAUUUGUAUAUGAAGUGCCUGUAAAUACACCUGACCAUCCUGAUACUCUCAUUUUACCUGUUUAUUUAAGAGAACGUGGAAAUAAUUACUAUUCUACCAGUGGAUCUACUUUAUUUGGUCAGCCAAUGUUGAUUCCAGUGAAGCGUAACAAUACCACUUAUGAAGAUCUCUACAACCUUAUACUUGAGAAGAUGAGUCGGUAUGUUAGGAAACCUUUGGAUGAUGAGUGGUGUAUGAAGAAUGGCAAAGGAGAAGAAAAUGAUGAAGAAAAGAAAAAUGAACACCAGGAAAAUGGAGAGAUGGAUUCAACUUCUGAUAAUGAGGAUCUUAGAGACAAUGAAGAUGUUUUGCCAACUCAAGAAGGAACAGAAGAGCAAGAAAGGAAUGGCGACGUCUUAGACAAAAAUGAAUUAAAGCAAAAAAGCAAUUCCAAACAACUCAAGAGACUUUUUUCUAUGGUGCAAGUAAACUCCUAUGGUAGUUCAGAUAUUUCCAAAGUUAAAGAUGAUGGUAAACCCAUUAAAUUCACCAAUCGAACGUACAUUGCCUUGGAUUGGGAUUCAGAAGCAAAACACCAGUUUUAUUUAUCCGAAGAGUCUGACGCAUUUGAAAAGCAUGAAAGCGUGAAGAAUACUGUACGAAAGAAAGCGGUUAUUAAGUUAGAUGAUUGCAUUAAAUUAUUUCUCACCAAAGAGCAACUUGGCAGGGAUGAUCUGUGGUAUUGCCCUGAGUGUAAAGAACACAGACAAGCAUACAAGAAAUUUGAUCUCUGGAAAUUACCCAAAAUCCUUGUAAUAAAUUUAAAGCGGUUUUCAUAUAAUCGAUACUGGCGAGAUAAAUUGGAUGCGCAUGUUGUGUACCCUGUUGAAAAUUUAAACAUGAAAGAACAUGUAAUAAAUGAAGAGGGUGGUCCGUUCGUUUAUGAUCUUAUAGGAGUAGUCAACCAUUACGGAGGCCUGGGAGGAGGUCAUUAUACUGCAUAUGCAAAGAAUAUAGAGGAUCAACAAUGGUAUAACUUUGAUGAUAGUUCAGUGUCAUCAGUAGAUAAAGAUAAUGUAGUUUCCAAAGCAGGAUAUGUACUAUUCUAUAUGCGAAAAGAUCCAGACGAUGCACGUCACCGCCGUGUCUCGGCAUCGUUAGCGUCACCGGAAGAAGAUGAUGAUGCUGGUAUACCUGACGCAACUGUCAACGACGAUGACCAAGAAGAGGAGGACAUGGAAACUGACCCCAGUUAAAGCUUGCAUGACCCAAUAGAUAGGCAUCAAAAACUGAAAAGCAAUGAGAAGGCAGCUCAAGACUGCUGUAUAAGUUGUAAUGCAAUGUAGUCAGACAGACAGCACUUCAAAGGAAAAUAAAUACUGCAUUAUGGAAAUUCAUAUUUCUACUCUGUUUAGUAACCCAUGGCAUGGAUUGUGACGAUGAGUAAAACAAUAUGGAAAAUUAUAUACAGCUAUUUGAAGCUUUUAGCGUUCCUACAUGUAGAGCAACUACUGUAAUGUGUAAUAAUAAAAAAAAGCAGUGUUUAUAGUGUCUUUACAGGUGGCAUACACGCCAGGUGUAAUGAUUGGUUGAGACUAAUAUAUGCAGUGGGUUAUUAGCCAAUGCGAUGUUUAUACUGUUAGGCGGGGGUUUGUGUGCUGAAGGAAGUGGCUCAUUGUAACACUUAAUGUUAAUGCAAGCUCAUCUUUAACUUGUUAAUGUCAGCAUAUGUACUACUUUGUGAAUUAAGUCUGACGAUUACAACGCACACGGUAAUGUUUAUGUGCUGUUCCGUUUACAUGGCUGUCCUUACAUUGAUCAGUAUUUACAAAUACCACCUCGUUAAGGAAAUAUAAUCAAUUAACUUUAUUCUUAAUCCUUGGUUUCUUAUUUGAGUAUUAGCUGAGUUCUCCAAAGAACAAAUGUAAAAUAUACCAAAGGAGAACAACACGAUAUACUAGGAGGAUUGUAAAAAUACAAUAAAUUAUGUUUACUAACCCCAUUUGGAGUAAAUACUAUAUACAUAUAUAUAUUAUGAGGUUGUACAAACAAAUACAUUACCUGACUAAUAUCACAAACUAAGUACAAUAGGAUUUAAUACCAUAUAUAAUGAACAGGUAUAUGUGACCAUGGAGUUUAGCUUUAUAACACCAUUGCAAAGACCAAUUAUAUUUAUAUGCUUGUUAUUAGCAUGAUUUGAGACUAACAAUUGUGAAUACCAUCAGCACAGUUCUCACAUUCCAGUGAAUUAAGUAAAUAACUCCCUAGCUUCUUCAAAAUCUAACAUGAUAUUGGUUUAGUAAAUGCUACCCAUAGCUUUGUGAAAAUAGCACUCCUAGGUUCGUGAAAAUCUAAUGAUGCUGUUGUACUUAAUAAAGAGUGAUAUUUGUUGCAAUAUUCCUUAUUCAUUUGCCAUUUACUGGACUGGAAACUGAUAUUGGUAUGACUUAUUAUCUAUAAUCCCCCAUUAUCUAGCUUAUCUACAUUAUCUUCUCAUAGCCUUUCCAUUUCAUAUUAUGUUUCAAUUAUAAUCAAUUCAUUUUAUUUUCUGUAAUAAUGUUGUUAAAAACUCACAAGUCAUCGCAUAAAAAAUUAUUGAUGAUAUGUACUAAUAUGAAUUUCAAAUAGUCUUGAUUGACUGAAUUUAAUUAAAAUUGUUUUUGGUGUAUUAAUGCAAACAUUAACCUACCCACUUCCUAGGAGAAAAAAAAAUCAACUUACUGCAUAUUGACGACACAUUGAAGUGAAAUCGUAAUUGGUCUAGUUUAAUCUCCUUUAAAUGGACAUGCUGCUUUUAACACAACUGAGGAAUUUGACCUCCCAGGUAAUCUUAAUAAAUAUAUCUGGUUAUUCACACCUUUACCAAUUUGUAAUGCAUUAUUAAUUAGUCAUAAUUAAUAUAAACUAAGUAAACUUACUACUAAGUUGUUACUACUAUAAUUAUUCUUAGUAUUUGGUAUACAAGUUAGCUGAAAUGUGUAUGAUAAUUGAAUUUUAUAGACAAAUUGCCAAUGGUCAGGAAUAAAAUGUACGUUAAAUUAAAGUUUGCUUUAUUAUAUUACUGUAUUUGAAUUUGAAUGAUGUAUUUAUUAAAUUUUGUGGUCAAUUUAGGGUGUUUCUAAAUCUAGAAAACAUGGAUCUAAGGCAAAAUAUAUAGAUUGGAGUUUUAGAGUUAGAAAAUUCAGAUCUAAUAUAGAGAUCAUCUGAGUUCAAUAUAUAGAUCCAAGUUCCUAGAUCUAGAAAACUCGGGUAUCUCAGAUCUCGGGUUUUCUAAACAAUCAAAAAUUUAAUCUUAUUUACUGUAUUUGUGUAUCAAUAAUAUAAAUGGAAUUCCAUUGACUGAAUUUCACUAUAAAGCUUACUACAAUGCUCCAAUGUGUUUUUAAAGUAAAACAAAAAAAGUUCAACAUUAUCAAAAAUGUACAUUUGAUCAUUUAGUUCCAUUAAAUUAAUUGUCCAAUAUCCAAUUCAUAUUUAAACUCUUAAAUUAUUGCAAUACAGUAUUUGAUUGUAUUCCUUUUACUUAUUAUUACCAUUAUUAUUAUCAACUAAUACACUUGUCAAUUGUAAUCUCAACCCCCUGAACCCAUGCAAUAGUGGGGUAGUAGCUGUUUCUGAGGUAGGGAUGUAUGUUCCUGUAGUGCAUUUAGUGUAUUUGGAACUGACCUGAGGAUGUAAUGCAAGUCUUAAAAGGACUGCGAACUUUAAACUUUAAACUUUAGCGGGUUUCAGGUAUUUGUGCUGCAAAGUAGGUGGGAUUAGCCAGGAAGGUACAUUAAAAUGAUAUCCUGUAUUGAUGGGUUGUGGGCAGGAAAACAUGUAAACAUUUUUUUUUUUUGAAAGUUACUUUAGUGACUGAGGUAGAUCCUGCUAGGCCCAGGUGUUUGGGACCAGGAUUACAAUUGACAAGUGCAUAUAUUAUUAAUCAUGGGAAUUAUCAGUUGCCAUGUAACAAAAUGUUCACAAUGAUCCCAACUAAAGACAUAUCUUGCAUUGUAUCACAGUUUCAUUCUCCACAAUAGAUCAGUUUACCUAAUUCAUAUUGAUUGGGUUUUGCUUUAAUAUAUUAUAUGUAAAUAAAUAUAUUUUUACAUGAUGCUAUAAAUUGUAGAGUAGAUUUCAUUUUCUUCAUUUUCUUUAUUUAAAGAUUCUCUACAUGAUUUGAAUUAAAUUUUGGUCCGUUUAGAUGA
Molecule: messenger RNA, 5537 nt
Organism: Anneissia japonica
Lineage: Eukaryota; Metazoa; Echinodermata; Crinoidea; Comatulida; Comatulidae
Product: ubiquitin carboxyl-terminal hydrolase 4-like
Exons: 18
Coding region: 63-2603 (846 amino acids)
Biological process (GO): protein deubiquitination
Molecular function (GO): cysteine-type deubiquitinase activity
Source: RefSeq, a predicted model, not a curated record